GGCUGCUGUCCUCUCAGUGCUGCGGGAACUACCGCAAACAAGGGCUAUAUUCAUACAACCAUAUUAAUUAGAGGCAAUGGGGCUCUUUGACGAGGGGCUCUCUCGGAACCUGUGCGUUUUGUCAUUGCUCAUAUGGACUUCUACAAGUGCAUUUAACCUGGACACGCAAAACGUCCUUAGGAAGAACGGUCAACCGGGCAGCCUCUUUGGAUUCUCUCUCGCCUUGCACCGGCAGCUCCAGCCGUAUGAUAAAAGAAUAUUGUUGAUUGGCGCUCCCAGAGCCAGGGCUUUAUCCAAUCAGGGAGCAAACAUCACAGGUGGGCUGUACAGCUGUGACAUUACCACCCAUCCCGAUGACUGCACUCGAGUGGACUUUGACAAUGAUGUUGAUGCUCGUGUGGAGAAUAAGGAGAACCAGUGGAUGGGUGUAACUGUUCAGAGUCAAGGACCUGGAGGCAAGAUUGUGAUAUGUGCCCAUCGCUACCAGCGUCUGUUGUUCCCCAAUACACCCCAAGAGGCGCGUGACAUCACGGGACGCUGCUACAUGCUCAGUCAGGACCUCAGCAUCGACAGCCAAUCAGACGAGGAUGGGGGGAACUGGAAAUUCUGCGAUGGUCGCACCAGGGGUCAUGAAAGAUUCGGGUCCUGUCAGCAGGGCUUGGCCGCCACCUUCACUAAAGACUACCAUUAUGUCAUCUUUGGAGCACCAGGCGCGUACAACUGGAAAGGUAUAGUGCGUGUUGAACAGAAGAACAACACUCUGCUGGAAAUGGGCUUGUUUGAUGAUGGUCCUUAUGAGGUCGGGGAUGAGAACCGGCUGGAUCCAAAUCUAGUGCCAGUACCAGCUAACAGUUACUUAGGAUUCUCUCUAGAUUCCGGCCACAGUAUCACAAAGAAAGGCAAACUCAUCAUAGUGUCAGGAGCGCCGAGAGCCAAUCACAGCGGUGCAGUGGUGUUUCUGCGGAAGGAAGGCGAAGUGUCCACCACGCUCACACCUGAACACGUUCUGGAAGGACCAGGACUUGCAUCCUCCUUUGGAUAUGAUGUUGCUGUGGUGGACCUGAAUGGAGAUGGCUGGCAGGACGUUGUGGUUGGUGCACCGCAGUUCUUCCAGAGAGAUGAGGAAGUGGGUGGAGCCGUGUACGUUUACAUCAAUAAGGCUGGAAGGUGGAAGGACGUCGCUCCUACUCGCCUGAAUGGAACGAAAGACUCCAUGUUCGGACUGGCUGUGGAGAACAUUGGAGACAUUAAUCUGGAUUCUUUUGAAGAUAUUGCAGUAGGUGCUCCUUACGCAGACUCAGGGUCUGGUAGCGUGUACAUCUACCACGGAUCUGCUGACGGCAUCAAUGCCUCACCAGCUCAGAUACUGGAGGGUAAACAGCACAACAUGAAGAUGUUUGGCUAUUCUCUGGCUGGAAACAUGGACCUGGAUCAGAACUCGUACCCUGAUCUCGCCGUGGGCUCGCUCUCUGACACAGUUUUCAUAUACAGGUCCAAAACAGUUAUUAGCAUCAAGAAAGACAUCAAGGUGACACCGAAGGAAAUUGACUUGAUGAAAAAAACAUGUGGCAACAGCGUUUGCUUGACCGUGGAAGCGUGUUUCUCAUAUAAAGCAAAGCCCUCCACCUACAACCCCAAACUCACCAUUUCCUGUACACUUGAGGCAGAGUGGUACCGCAGGAAGCUGGGUCUUCCAUCUAGGGUUGUGUUUCUGGAGAAGAGUGCGAUGGAUCAGGACUUCCAGUCGACCGGCUCUCUGGAGCUACGAGGACAGAACAAGAAAGCCUGUUACAAGACCAAACUCAGACUACAAGAAGGCAUCAGGGAUAAGCUCAGAGCCAUUCCUAUCGAGGUGUCUUUGGCCAUUCAGAGCGCUAAGAGAGGCAAACGGCAGAGCUCUCUGCCACAACUAACACCAAUACUAGACUCCACUGUGCCCAACAAGACCAUCACAGAGGUGAACUUCCUGAAGGAGGGUUGUGGCACAGACAACAUCUGUCAGAGUAACCUACACCUGCAGUACAGGUUCUGCUACAGGGAGUCCAAACAAGAUGUGUUUCCUCCUCUACCGCUGGAGAAUGGGGUGCCGGUGAUUUCUCUGAGUGAUCAGAAGGACAUUGCUUUGGAGGUCACAGUCAGGAACAGGAAUGGAGAUGAUGCUCAUGAAGCCAAAUUGGUUGGGCAGUUUGAUGAAUCCCUCUCGUACUCUGGAUUCAGAUCUCUGAGAACUACUGAUAAACAUGUGAUCUGUGCUGCCAAUCAGAAUGGCUCCCUGGCAGACUGCGAGCUUGGAAAUCCUUUUAAAAGAGAUUCGGAGGCAACAUUCUAUAUCAUAUUGAGCACUGGCAAGAUAUCGCUCGACACCAAAGAGGUCGAGAUCGACCUUCAGCUGGAAACGUAUUCACAUCAUGUCAGCAAGCAUGUUGUAUCUGAUGGCUGUGUCUUCUUGUUGUGCAUCAGGGUUGCCAAGCCAUCUCAGGUCUAUUUUGGAGGUGAAGUAAGAGGCAUGAGCGCCAUGAAGACAGAGGAGGAAGUCGGCAGCUUGGUCGAAUAUGAAUUCAGAGUGAUUAAUUUGGGAAAGCCUCUGAAGUCUUUUGGAACUGCAUCCCUGAACAUCCAGUGGCCUAAAGAAAGCUCUGUGGGGAAAUGGCUGCUGUAUCUGAUGAAGAUCAACACCAGGGACCUGCAGUUAGUCACCUGUUCACCUGAGAGAGAGAUGAACCCUCUCAGACUGAGUGAGGAGUCAAGAUCAACCAGGAGAAAGCGUGAGCUAGAGGAGCGGAAGCCAGCUGAGGUGGUUAAAACAGCCCUCUUCCCUGACAAACGCAAGCACAAGAUUCUGUCAUGCAGUGGGGAUGCCAGAUGUGUGGAGAUCAAAUGCCCCCUACAGGGCUUGGACAGCACUGCGGUCAUCAUUUUAAAAUCCCGCCUGUGGAAUUCCACUUUCCUUGAAGAUUACGUGUCCUACAAUUACCUCGACAUAAUAGUGAAAGCCUCCAUAAGUCUGGAUGUUUCUGCCAAGAACAUUGUCCUUAAAAAUCCUGAGACCCAGGUGAGGCUGACCGUGUUCCCGGAGACGACCGUGACUCCGUUCGGAGGCGUUCCCUGGUGGAUCAUUCUUGUGGCUGUUUUAGCAGGAAUACUAAUGCUGGCGCUUCUAGUUCUGUUACUCUGGAAGUGUGGAUUUUUCAAACGCUCCAAAUAUGAGGACAGCGUUCCGAAAUAUCACGCGGUGAGGAUUCGUAAGGAGACACGUCUCUUGAAAGAUGGAACGGACAUGUUAGAUCCCUUGGAGAAGAAGCAAUGGAUGACUACAUGGAAUGAGAACGAGAGCUACUCAUGAGACGGUCUCUGCAUUUGCUAUGAACAAUUUGCCAGCAUCAGGCAUCUCUAGUUGUGAAACGUUUAGAGGAAGUCCACCUCUGCACAGUAUGUGAGCCCACUGUUAAAGAGAGACAUGGAGAUGCUUUUACAGAUCCACGUGUGAUAUCUCUGGGCAUUUCGUUUGCAAUGCCACCCCUUCAAAAAGUGUUUGUAUAUUUUUUUGGAAGUUGCAUGAGAUGCCAAGACUGAAUUGUCUUGAUUUUCUUUGUAAAUAUUUUACAAUGCAGUUUAUUUAUUUUGUCUUGUAAUUUUGUACUAAGACGCCUACUGUGCAUGAACUGCCCAAAGAUUAUUUUUCAUGUCUUUCAGUAACUAUAAAUUCGAUUGAAUGUUUCGAGGUCUGUCAGGUGAAGCUCAAGCGAGCAGUGUCAGAAGAGAAAAAAAUAAACAAGUCGAUGAGUUACUACUGAAAAAUGUUGAUGUAUGACUCAAACAUAUACCAGUUAUGCAACUGGAGCAGUGCUACAGAUAGGAGUACACACAAACCAUCAAAUGAUGACAUAUCUGCAUAAUUUGGUGUAUUUUUAG
Sinocyclocheilus grahami is the source of this 3912-nucleotide messenger RNA. RefSeq names its product integrin alpha-6-like. NCBI's taxonomy places the organism in Eukaryota, Metazoa, Chordata, Actinopteri, Cypriniformes, Cyprinidae. The record is from RefSeq and is a predicted model, not a curated record. Gene Ontology annotation, molecular function: integrin binding. Gene Ontology annotation, biological process: cell adhesion mediated by integrin; leukocyte migration; cell-cell adhesion. The coding region runs from base 77 to 3343 and encodes 1088 amino acids. Gene Ontology annotation, cellular component: integrin complex; external side of plasma membrane. The transcript is spliced from 24 exons.